CUCAUCAAUCCGAAGCCAUUCACCUCAAGGUAUGUCGAACAUGGCUUGAUACAUGAAGCGGUUGCCACUGAGCAAUAUGAAAGAAUUAUGUUUGCGCCUAGGGCCCCACUAAAAGUUCUCAAGAGUGGUUUUGUUGUUUGUUCAGACAUGCUGCUCCUGGGAGGCUCACCAGAUGACAGAGUCGUUGAUUUUGGUUGCCAUUAUUGUUUUGCACCCAACGUUAAGUGUCCAGUGACGAAAUAUCAAGUAACUCCAGUAGAAGCAUGUCAUGAGCCCAAUUUUUCUCAUGAGGCUGUACAUGGACAAUGUAAACAGAAAAGGAAUCAUGACGAGCACACGCAAGUGCAAGGUCAG
Messenger RNA from Pocillopora meandrina, 354 nucleotides. The record is from the annotation of a GenBank genome assembly. Lineage: Eukaryota; Metazoa; Cnidaria; Anthozoa; Scleractinia; Pocilloporidae.